Messenger RNA from Anoplopoma fimbria (sablefish), 1404 nucleotides. Its product is annotated as GTPase IMAP family member 8-like. Gene Ontology annotation, molecular function: GTP binding. Bases 1 to 1404 code for a protein of 467 amino acids. The record is from RefSeq and is a predicted model, not a curated record. NCBI's taxonomy places the organism in Eukaryota, Metazoa, Chordata, Actinopteri, Perciformes, Anoplopomatidae. The transcript has 3 exons.
AUGUCUGGCACACUUCCUCACACUGCAACGUGGCAUGAAGAGAGAGGAGAGUUUAACGGCCAGAAACUGGUUAUCAUCGAUACUCCAGGUAUGAUGCACACAGAGCUAACCAAAAAACAGGUGGAAGACGCAAUCGUGGAGUCCAUCAUACUUGCCGCUACAGGAAUUCACAUGUUUCUGCUUGUUACGAAGACAAGAUCGCCUACAAUAGGGGAUGAAGCUACAGUGGAAGUCUUUAAGAGGAUGUUCGGCGAACAUUUCAAAGAUUACACAUUGGCCUUGUUCACCAAUAGAGAUGGAAAAAAACUUCAGCCCGAAGAUGUAGACGACUUGGUCAAGAACAACACCAUAAAGGUUGAUGAAUACCAAGCCAUCAGCAAAAACAACAACCGGGAACAAGUGAAGGAGCUUCUGACGAAGAUCAAAAACAUUGUUCAAGACAGAGAAGAAAAGAAGAAGAUGUACACCAGCGAAAUGUUGAAGAAGGCUCAGGAAAUCAUAAAGGAGCAGGAGGAGAAGAGAUUGCCGGAAGACAAGGAUACAAAGUCAGACCUGAGGAUCGUACUGCUUGGGAAGGUCGGCGUUGGGAAGAGUUCUUCAGGAAACACCAUCCUGGGUGAUGAAACUCUAUUUCCCAUAACGGAAGGCCAAAUCUCUGCUACAAAGACGUGCGAGAAGAAAACAAAAGAUAUUGACAACCGAAAGGUGACGGUUGUUGAUACUCCGGGUUUGCUUCAAAAGAACAGAAAAGAACAGGAGUUGGUGGCAGAGAUCAAGAGAUCCAUCUCACUUGCCGAUCCCGGUCCUAACGUCUUCCUGAUUGUGCUGGAUGCGGAAGAUGAAUUCACAGCAGAAGAAAUUCAAAUGUUGGAAAUCAUCAAAAACACUUUUGGCAAAAAAAUAUGGGAUUACACUAUGGUCUUGAUCACUAAGGUAGAAGAAGAGAAUAAAGACAACGUCGAAACCUUUAUUCGGUCAAAUAACAAUCUCCUCGACCUCAUCGUUAAGUGCAAGUGGGGUUACCAUGCCUUUUUCGAAGAUGACAAAGAAGAUGCUAAUAAAGUCCCUGAGUUGCUGAAGAAGAUUACCGAAAGGGUUCAGGCAAAUAAAGAAAGAUGCUACACUAAACAGAUGCUCAGAGAGGCUGAAGAGGCCUUAAUCAAAAAACAGGUACAAAAGAAAGAAAAGAAAGGCAGGCUAGCCUUUUUAUGCAUUGCUACUUUUGUUGGAGUUCUGGUCGGAGGUCCGUUUGGGUAUCUUGCUGUUACUGCUCCGGUGACGAUAGUGAUCGGAGUUGCACUGGGAUGUGUCGGGGGUGGGAUACUGGCAGCAGCGGUGGCAGGUUCAGUGAUUAUCGCCAAGAAAUACUGCACCAGAAAAAACAACAGGGGAGACUGGUUUUAA